ACAGCCGAUGUGGUUUCUAUGGCAGCACUCCGGAAAUGAAGAUGCUGUGUUUGUGUGGAUGCGGGAGGCAGGUGCAGUCACAGAGCUAGAGUCACUCAGAAAUCAGUUAAUUAAUUAAGAAUUAAACAUGUCUAUUUCGACAUUUCAGAAGAUCACUAUAGUAUCAUGUGUGGUGUUGUGCGUCGCGCUUCUGCUGCCGAAAAUGCUUUUGUCGCGAGGAAAGAGAGACUCCGAAGGUCCCGCAGGCCAGUUUCCUCCCAUGCCACAAAGAGCCUCAGUGUCCGAGGAGCAGCGGCGGUCCGGCCGGCAGUUUUCCAGAGCUCAUAAUCCUGAAGCCAUUGCCCGGGCCAAAGGAGCCGGAGCCGGAGCCGGCACUGGAACCGGAGGAAAGUCCAACCUCGCGGGCCAGAUCAUUCCCAUCUACGGCUUCGGCAUCUUACUGUACAUCCUGUACAUCCUGUUCAAGAUCACGUCCAAGGGCAAAACAACCAAACCUCCAGAGAGCCGCUUCACUGCUGUCCGAUCAGAAAACACCCAGAGGAAGAUCACUGAUUUUGAGUUGGCUCAGCUGCAGGACAGACUGAACGAGACGAAGGAUGUGAUUGAGAGAAUCAUUUCAUCAGCCAGCGUCGGUACAGACAGUGUUGGAGCUGCGGUGGCUGUGGACGAGGAGCAGAAGUUGCUGCAGCAGCUGCAGGAGAUCACACGCGUCAUGCAGGAGGGGCGGCUCGUGGACUCAAUCCCAGCAAACACUGGAGACUCCUGCGGCCACCAGUGGGACGAUCCUCCUGACGACAGUCGUAAUGAGCAUUACUGCUGCGUUCAUUCACCUGACGUGAGCGCAAACGCACAGACGAGAGAGAGCGAUGAUCCUGAUCAAACCGCAGAGGAGCCCGGCCGUGACCCUGAGGAGGCGACAGAUGACAACCGAAACACUCCUGUGUGUGACUCCAUCAACCAAUCACAGCCAGAGACAGACGCCAACACAGGAAGUGACAUCACACCUGGCCCAGUGUCAGAACACAGCGCCAUCAGACGGAGGAACAAACAAUAAACUAUCAUAAAUGACGACAGCACAUCAUGUUAUUUCUUGUAUUGAGCACUGAAUGUCUGUAAAUCUCUGUCAGCGGCUGCUGUUUGUUAGACACACACUGAAGAGCAGCUGAGUCAACGUGUGGAUGCUCUUCACUGCUCCACACACUCAUUAAUAAUCAAUAACCUCUCUAUCGUACAGGAUCCUCAGUCUGAAUAUGCAAACAGAAACACAUGCAGCAGUUUAGCUGCCGGUUUCUAUUGACCCGUUGCAUUUAGCACAAAAAUAUUUUGCAUGUGUAUGUCUGAAAAAUUUCAUAGAACUCAAAUAUUAAUCUAUAUUUACAUCUAAUUCAUCACUUAGAGAAAUCAACCCUUAAUGUACAACAGGUCUGAAGGCAAUAAAAGGGUUUUACAGUUUUUGCAUUAGACACUUUAGUUUUAUUUAUGUGCUUCUCAUUUCAUCACUUGUUUAAUCAAUUUUAUAAUUGAUGCUUUUAUUUAUUCAUAUUCUCCUGUCAUACUUGCAUGAUUGCAUGAAUGUGUAUCAUUUACUGCUAUGAUAAUGUUAAUAAAACACACUCACAUCUGC
Molecule: messenger RNA, 1624 nt
Organism: Ctenopharyngodon idella (grass carp)
Lineage: Eukaryota; Metazoa; Chordata; Actinopteri; Cypriniformes; Xenocyprididae
Gene: ric3b
Product: RIC3 acetylcholine receptor chaperone b
Exons: 6
Coding region: 128-1054 (308 amino acids)
Biological process (GO): protein localization to cell surface; synaptic transmission, cholinergic
Cellular component (GO): neuronal cell body; neuron projection; intracellular membrane-bounded organelle
Source: RefSeq, a predicted model, not a curated record